This is a messenger RNA of Acipenser ruthenus (sterlet), 9252 nucleotides long. Its product is annotated as supervillin-like. The record is from RefSeq and is a predicted model, not a curated record. Gene Ontology annotation, molecular function: actin filament binding; phosphatidylinositol-4,5-bisphosphate binding. Gene Ontology annotation, cellular component: actin cytoskeleton; cytoplasm. The coding region runs from base 766 to 6285 and encodes 1839 amino acids. Lineage: Eukaryota; Metazoa; Chordata; Actinopteri; Acipenseriformes; Acipenseridae. Gene Ontology annotation, biological process: cytoskeleton organization; barbed-end actin filament capping; actin polymerization or depolymerization. The transcript is spliced from 34 exons.
UAAGCCACCGAGGCAGCGUGGUUCUCAGGAAAUAAUUUUUAAUACACCCAAGAUUUUUUGAAGCAGAGGCUGCCUGCACGCAUUCUUUUCACAACGAAGUUCAGUCUGGGCAUGUACUGGACUUGUAUGUGUGUUUAAAAGGGGUGGGGAAUAAAUAGAACGAGCCUCGCAGUCCUCCUGUUCUUGCUGACUGUACUGAAACAACGCGGCGCUGGAUACUGAGUGGCUGUCUCUAUGUGUAGUAAGUAGACAAUUGAGUACUAUCCCUUUUGUAAGAAGAGGAUAAUUGUCCUCCUUACCAAAUUCUGAGCCAUUUCUAAUAGUUGUGUGAGUCAGACAUUUGCAAUACAAAGAACACAGGAACCGGAAUCCGUUUAGUACUUAAGUACAGGUUUGAGGUAGUCCUUUUUCAAAAUAGCAAACACAAGAUUUAAACCGAAGUGGGCUGCUGCACUCGCUCACUCAGUCGGCAUAUGGGACCGAACCCUUUAAAGACAGUUCUGAGAGAGGAAUGGACUGAUUAGACAAAGAGCACAAAAUCAGAAUCAGCAGUGCCUGGAGUGUAUAAAAGAAGUUGGGAUUGACUCUGAUUCAAGUUGCAGACCAGCUCAUGUGUUCAAUCUAGCCAAUUAAAGCGCAUGUGAAAGUUGUUUUUCUUGGGGAGUCAGUGCCUCAUCAAAAGCCUUCAGGUUUCAGUUUUUAAAUGUAACACCCUGCUGUCGUUGCUUUUUUCAAUCAUCUAAACUAACUCCAGUCGGGUGAACCAUGGAAUCGAUCAAUCAAUCUUUGGAAUCUAAAGCUGAACGGAUAGCGAGGUACAAAGCCGAAAGACGCAGGGAACUGGCAGAGAAGUACCGCAGUCCAGAUGAACUUCCUUCAAAGUACAUCAAGAGGGAUGAAGAGAACGAUAUUUCUUCAGAUAACAGCCAGAAAACCAUUGAAAAGCCCAUAGGCUUUGAGGAGAGCACCGUACAAACACCCAGUAUCCAUGGAGCCAGCAAAGUGGAGCAGCAGAGCGCUCAAGACACCAACAGCAAUUUCAAAGACAUGGAAAGUCUUACAUCCAUUAAAAACAGCCAGAACGAAGGAAGAACUGUCAUGAAGAAUCUGAGUGAAGAGAUGCAAACCCAGGGUAGAGAAGGACAUGUCCCCAGUAUCAAAGAAAUAGAAAAUGGGACAGAAGUGGAUAGUGUUGGAUCAUGGAAACAGCAUAGCCCCAAGCAGUGGUCCCCGGGCUGUGACGCUCUCUACAACCUAGGCAACACUCCGCCGGGCUACAAAACAGCUGUGCUGGACACCCAUGUGUCAGUAGGACAACUGAGAAACAACCUGCUGCAGACUGUAAAUGUGACCAAGGCGGAGAACAUUAACUGUGACAUUGGCCAUGUGACCUCGUCCCUUGACUUGGCGGUCAAGCCAGAGGUCGUGGGUUGCCGCAGGACCAGGCAUUACAUUCCCACUGGAGUAAGCAGGAAAACAUGUGAGCGCUUCAGGACUCAGCCCAUUACCACAGCUGAGCAGCUAGAAAUCAACGGCUCUGUGGAUGGUGCAAAACAGAAGAAGCCUGAAACUGAUGUGAAAACAGAUGACAGAGCGAAGCUAACUGUUGCAGCCAAAAUGUCCCUGUUUAAAGAGCUGGAGAAGACAACUUCCCCCGAGGUGUCCUCAUUCCAGAAGCCUCGCUCCAGCAAUGCCGCUCUGGAGCGCCGGAUUCGCCGUACCAACGAUCGCUCGCGGACGCAGCCAAUCACGACUGAGGAAAUGGUGGUGGCAAACAGCCUUCCGAAGCCAAAGGCAGCAGAUGAAGUUGAGGCUGAGCUGUCGAAGUUGGAUGCUGGAGACCAGGGAGAGAAACCAGAAGGGCAUGACGAGAGCUCCAAAUUGAGCCUUAGCCAGAAGCUGGCUCUCUUCAACAAACUCGCCCAGCCAGAGAGCAAGCCUGCCCCCAACCCCAAGACCAGCGACUCCAAGCGCAGGCAGAAGGGAGCUCGCUACCGCACUCAGCCAAUAACCGUCGAUGAGGUUGAGCUGCUCCAGAAAAACCCAGUGCAGCUGCCACCUCUUCAAUUAUCCAUGCACCUCCCAAACAGACUGCAAAUGCUUUCAGUCAGCUUAAAACCUAGCAAAGUUAGCCGCUCGAUGGAAGCAAGUCAAGUUGAAAAGCCAGCCAGCGAAGUAGCCAAAAACACAGAAGCCAUCAAAGGCCUGACCCCACAGACUCCUCCUCAGAAAGAUUCGGAGUCUCGCGAAAUCAAAGGCAUUUUGAAAAAGCGAACAAUGAGCUCAGAUCUAGAAACCAGCCCGGAAGCCAAAAAGGAGAGUCCUGAAUCAGAGAGUUACAUUUACGACGUUUCUUUUGGUACGCAGACUGAUCACAAAGAAGGGACCCCGAAUCAAGGGGUCCCCUGGAGACGUCAGAGGGAGCAAAAAUCAAGCGUUGAUACAAAGCCCCCGACUCAGCCAUCGGGAGAGGUGGAAGACGAGCACACUGCCAGCAAGACUGAUCUCUCUUCAGAGUCAAAACACACAGAUGUAUUUACGUCAGAAACAACCACCGCAAAGUCUGCCCACACCCCAUGGCGACAGCAGAGAAACAAAUCGAGUCUGUCAGACUCCAAAGAAGACCUGCAAGAAAUGCCACCACAGUCCCCCAUAACUGUGGAAAAGAAACUCAAGGAGCCCCCUGCUGAACCUGAGGAGAGCAAGAUGGUGACAGAAGAACCCACCGUCAAUUCACCAACUUCAGAGACGGAGGAGCUCAAUGAUUCUUUUGACUCGAACCAAGGAGGAUUGUUAAAGAACAGGCUGGCUAAGCUGAUGACUGCCGAUGAGGCCCAGAAGUAUAAAAGCAACAGCCAGCUGAGCGAUGCUUUCCGAGUGUCUCUGGCCGACCGCUGCAACCAACUGCAGGGAGCAGAGAACACCUGGAGGAAGAAGGUACAGAGUGAAAAUACCAAUGGUACCACUAUGUGCACUUCGUGCUGGGACCCAGUCUAUUCUUCUGUCUUUCUCCCCAUGAGCACUAAAUCCCAGUAUGUAGUCUGUUAUAACCAGACUACUCUUUCCUAUGAGGCACAGGAGGUCUCUGCGACACAGGGUUACACUCUCCCUGCCUGGAGACAAAAGAAAGCGACGGCAGAGGUGGAGACGAAGCUGACCCUCGCUGAGAGAAUGCAGACCCUGCAGGAAAAGGACCAGCAAUGGAAAGUGAAGGGAAAAGGCGCCUUCAACGACUCCACACAGUUCACUGUAGCUGGGCGCAUGGCAAAGAGAGGUUUAGUGUCUCCAGUUUCAGCACACGAGGAUGCGCCCUUAUUCCACUGCAAAAAAUCAACCACAGGAACCCCAGUAAAACCCCUGGAAGAGAUUUCCAGCAGGUCUGGUGUGGAGGUUGAGGGAGAUAAGAGACUUGAUAAACUGGAGUCCUUCCUGGGAAAGCUGCACAAUAAAGGGACCGGGUUCCAGGAGACCUCAAUCACGGUGACCACAGAGAGUGUGAAGGAGGUGAUGAAGCUGGAUGAUGACGAGACCUUCAGCAAGUUCUACAGCACAUCGUCCAGCGUGGUGACCUCCAGCAAUGCUCUGGAGAUCGAGGAGGACUUCAGCACCAUAUUUGAGGCGCACUCUCCAAAGCUGACGUCUACAGUAACGGAGCAUAAACGCGCAGUGAGACCGACCCGUAAAACCCGCGCCUCCCGCAACCCUCUGAAAGUCCUGGCAGCGCGGGAAGACAUCCGACAGGAGUACACUGAGCAGCGGCUUAACGUGGGCGUCCUCGAGUCCAAGAGGAUCCAAGUGGAGAGAAUGGCAAAGCACUCCAACUAUGCAGAUGUGGCCCUGGCAGGUCUCGCCAGCAAAGAGAACUUUAAGAAGGUGAACCUUCGCAAUGUGAAGUCCACAGAACAGGUUACAAACAACAGUGCAGUGCCGUUCAACAAACUGAUGCUGAUCCAAAUUAAAGGUCGCAGGCAUGUCCAGGUCAGACUAGUGGAGCCCACAGCCAAGUCUUUGAAUAGUGGUGAUUGCUUUCUGUUGAUCACCCCAGAGAACUGCUACUUAUGGACGGGAGAAUUUGCCAACGUCAUUGAAAAGGCCAAGGCAUCAGAACUGGCUUCAUUUAUUCAGACUAAAAGAGACCUGGGCUGCAAAGCGUCACACGUCACGAUUCUAGAGGAAGGAAUCAAUACAAACAGCAGCCGGGCGAAGGAGUUCUGGAAUCUUCUCAAGGGAAAGACUGAGUAUCAAGAGGUGGAAGACUCGGUUUGUGUUGGUACAGGUGCAGGUGAUCCGGAGGAAGAUGAAGUGUAUGAGAGCGCAGUGGUGGAGUCGAACUGUGUGUAUCGGCUCGUGGAAGACCGACUAGUACCACAUGAGGAGGCCUGGGCCACCGUCCCCAGCAUCUCUCUGCUCAACUCCAAGGAGGUUCUGGUGUUUGAUUUUGGCAGUGAGGUGUACAUUUGGCAUGGAAAGGAAGUGCCUCUGGGGGACAGAAAGUUAGCCGUGCAGCUUGGGAAGCAGCUCUGGAACGGGCCGUAUGACUAUAGCAACUGCAGGAUGAACCCUCUGUGCUCUGGAGGGAGCAGCGCGCAAACUCUGCAGCAGGGGGAGGGUCGGCCGGAAUGGGCCAUCUUUGGGCGUCUGUCGGAGCACAACGAGACAGCUUUGUUCAAAGAGAAAUUCCUGGACUGGGGCGAGUUCAAGAGUGCCAAGGAGGAGCAGCCGGUGGUGGAAGUGAAGAGCCCCACACAGUCCCCCUACGAGUCGGAGCUGAAGUCCUACGAUGCGAAACUCCUGAUCGCCCCCUCGGAGGGGGCAGUGAGGAUGGUGCUGGAAGGACUCAAUGUGCAGAGGGGGCACGGCCAGAUCGAGACGGAGGACAGGAGGCUGGUGGAGAUCGGGACUGUGGAGGUGGACGUUUGGCACAUCCGCGAGUUUGAUUACAUUGACAUCCCCCGGGAGAGCGUGGGACAGUUCCAUGAGGGAGAGACCUACGUCAUCAAGUGGAAAUACACAGUGACCAGUGUGGUGGGGAAGCGACAGAAGACAGACCAGCAGAGCACCAGCGGCCCUGGGAAGGAGAAGGUGGCAUAUUUCUUCUGGCAGGGGAGCCAGUCCAGCGUCAGUGGGAAGGGGGCCUCAGCGCUUAUGACUGUGGAGAUGGGCAAACACCAGGGGGCUCAGGUACUGGUGGCCCAAGGGAAAGAGUCCCCCUGCUUCCUGCAGCUGUUCCAGGGAGGAAUGGUCACCCACAGGGGCUGCCGAGAGCAGGAUGGAACCAGCAGGAAAGCCGGCUGGCGGUUGUUCUGUGUGCGUGGCGAGGUCACCGCUGAAGGCAGUUUGCUGGAGGUGGAGAGCAGCUGCCUCAGCCUGAGGUCCAGGGUGUCCCUCAUUCUGCUGAACCCCCAGAGGGAGACGCUCUACCUCUGGCAUGGCUGCAAAUCCCAGAGCAGCAUCCGAGAAGUGGGGAAGAAAGCAGUGGACUGCAUUAGACAACUCUGUCCGGCAGAGAUGGGUCUCCAUAGCAACAGCACAGUGACAGUACAGGAGUUAGAGGAAGGGUUUGAACCAGUGGAGUUCUGGAAUGCUCUGGAACAACAGGAUCGGAAAGCAUAUGACUGUAUGCUACAAGACCCUGGUAAAUAUAACUUCUCGCCUCGGCUGUUCCGAAUGAGUGGCUCUUCAGGAGAAUUCAUUGUGGAGGAGCAGCUGAGCCCUGCCUGGGUCUCUAACACUGUGAUGGCCAUGCCGUUUCUACAAGACAACCUGUACUCCACCAAGCAGCCAGCCUUGUUCCUGCUUGAUAACCGCAUGGAGGUGUACCUGUGGCAAGGCUGGCAGCCAGCUGAUACUGAGGAAACAGGCUCUGCACAGAUCCGCUGGGACUUGGAGAGAAAAUGUGCCAUGGAGACCGUGCUGCAGUACUGCAAAGAAAAGAAUCCCAGACGCCCUCCCAGAGCCUACCUGAUACACGCUGGUGCAGAACCGCUUACCUUCACCAACAUCUUCCCCAAGUGGGAGGCCGACCCCAACAUCUUGAGUCAGGCGGAGGCUGUUCGAAACAAGGUUAUUCUGGUGCAGGAUGCACUCGCCCGGUUAUGCAAAACUCAGUACUCCUUUGAAGAACUUCAAGCCAAACCACUCCCCGAAGGAGUUGACCCACUCAAACUGGAAAUCUACCUGUCCAAUGAGGACUUCCAGAGAGUUUUGGAGAUGAAGAGAGAUGAAUUCAACUCUCUUCCAAACUGGAAACAAAUUAACCUGAAAAAAAGCAAAGGACUUUUCUAAAAACAGCAAGCAAACAAAAAAUACUAUUCUGUAUACGCAAUACUAUUUCAUAAAAUACACUGCACUUUUUGUAUUUUUAUUAAAAAUAUAUAUUUUCUGUAAAAUGAUAAAAAUGUAAAUGUAUAGUCUCAUUAUCUGUCUUUAGAAUAUAUGGCAUCUGCAUUUUAACUGUGGAAGCCUAUUUUAUAUAUUAUGAGUUAUGAUAGCCAAACUAAUAGCUAUGAUGAAACUAAGGGCGAGUUAUCUUUAAUUACAGAUAAUCAAACCUAUUUGCAAUUUUAAAAAUAGCUGGAAAUUGUAUGUGUGUGUAUGUAUAUGUGUGUAUAUAUAUAUAUAUAUAUAUAUAUAUAUAUAUAUAUAUAUAUAUAUAUAUAUAUAUAACACACACACACACACACAAUAUAUUGUUUUUUGUUUUUCUUUGCAAUUGUACUUUUCAGUACUGCCAUGAAAACAGAUGUAAAAUGGUGCUUGGAAUUUGUAUAAUGUAUAUAUCAUUUAAUUUCGGGUGUAUUUAGAAUUGUUUUUAGCAGCUACUACUAUGAACGACAUGCAUGCGUUCACACAAAAAUAUUACAUAAUGUAAUCUUUAUAUGGUAAAAAUAUAUUUUGUUUUGAAGUGUGCUGUUUAGUUAGUGGCCUCUGAGCCAGUGGGGUUGGUAUGCUAGCAGUACUUACUGUAAAGACUGUACUAGUUCAGUGGUUUCAAAAUAAAAUGCAAUGUUUUGGUAAACAGUAUAACAUAAGUAUAGUAGCAUUAUACACACAAUCGGUGUUUACAGGUAAGAUAUAGCCUACAUACAAACUCAAAGACUGGAAAUCCUUACUGUAUACGUUUUUUUGGGUACCUAAUUUGGAUGCAUUUUAUUGGAAAACACAAGCCCUCAAUAACCCAUCAUUAAGUGGAAGUGGAUUUGAGAAGCAAUAGGAUUUACAUCUGCCAAUUCUGUUAUAUACUGAGCAUCAAAAGAAACGUAUCACUUAUAUUUGAGCAUCAAAAGAAACGUCACUUAUAUUUGGAUAAAAUUCACUAGAUGCGAUCGAAAAAUGACAAACUCUGUUUUAGCGCAGGUGCAGUGACAUUGUAUUGUGCUGACUAACAAUUGGCAUCACGAAGAUGCUGCAAAAUGAUCUGUCGAUCUGUUAGGCAGGUGUUGUGACUCUUGGUCUCCCAGUUCGUGGCCUGUCAUUGACAGAGUCUCGACAGGUAUGAAAUUGCUGGCUGUGAGCACCCAAGACGGCGACAGUACGCUACCCUAGUCCAGCCUCCAACAUGCCAAUUGCACGAAGACGCUGCUCUCUUGACAGAUGUGGGCUAUUGGUUUUUUUUCUGUGAUUUUCUUUAUUGCUUUUAUUCAAGCUUGCAGUUCAACAGCUGAAAUCACUCCAUAUCCAGUGUCCAAUCAACUGUCUCACUAAUUAGGUGAUUAAGUGCAUGUGUUUCAGUCAUAGUCACUGAAGCCUGUCAUGGUCAAGGAUGAAUGAUCGAGUGAUUAAAAAGAAACCAAAAACAUUUAGUCAAUGUCCAUCAUUUCUAUACCUUAUUUCUGUGUAUGUAAAUGUGUUAUAAUAGUGAUAAGUUUCUUUUGAUGCUCGGUAUAUAUUGUUUCAAUACAGAGCAUCGAUAGCAAAGGAUUUUUUCUUGUUUAGUCUCUGUAAUAAAAAACUCUGAACCCAUGUGCUGAUAAGCUAUUGUAUUUACCUUCUCAAACCUAUUGCAAAACAAAAUAUAACAUUCAAGGUGAAUUUCAGUAACAAUAGUACAUGUUUACAUCAUCAAAAUACACAAAUUACUGUAAAUAAACAGCGCAAGUACUAUAUUGAAUACAUACCUGAAACAUUACAGCAAUUUUUUUAAUAAUAAAUAUGAUUGUAAUUGAAAAUAAUGUUCUGCAGUACAGUAUUUUUUCUUUCAGUGUAAUUUGGUGGUUGUUAGGUGCAUGUGGAAUUCUUUGGGGAAAGUUCACAGCAACCUUCAAAUAAUGGGAUUUUUUGCUACAGUGCAAAUUUAACAAAGGAGAAUAAAACUGUUAAUGUUUCAAAAAGAGUAAACAUCUUGAAUGUUUCUUUAGAAGGCUCUUGCAACAGAUACAUGUACAGUCAGAGAAAGAGUAAACAUGUGUAAUAAAUCAAGUGAGAAGCCCGUGUAACAGGGCAGAGGCUGGGUGCGAACCGCUGAUCACACACACCCCGCAAGCGAGCAUCCAAACCACAGUGCAAGAGCUGGGCUUGCUUGCAUCCGCGGUUUAAGACCUUUUAACCUCAUCUCAUCUCACCGACAGGGGGCUGGAGAGAACUGGUAACGGCACUGUAUCACACAACACUGCCUGUUACACCUGCAUACUGAAAUAACAUAUAUUAUAAACAGUUUUACACUGUAUUUUAUAAGAACUGUCAUGUAGGAUCAGGUCAUUGUUUUCCGUGCAUUUACAGCAAGAUAAGAUGUAUUGGAAUGUUGGCAAGUGGAUAUGGUAUUUAACAGCUUUAUUAUCCUUAGUAAACAAGCUAACCAUUAUUGUUGGACAACUAAUAUUAUAUUUAACUGUAGCACAGUAAUAUCAAAUUGGAUUUCUUUCUUUUUUUUUUUGCAAACUCUAAAUUGAGAAUAUAACUGAAUCAAACAUUUUCUUCUCCAAUUAUUCCGAAUGACCUGCCGCUUAAACUUUUCUAUUGGCAUUUAUAGUUUACACAACUUUAAGAGUGGAUUAGAAAUAAUCCCCCAUGUGACAGAAGACUUUAAUUCUGGGCGCCUCAGACCAAUUAUUUAAAAACAAUGAAAAGUGACUGACCAGUGUUUUGAUGGUACAUUAAUACAGAAUAGACAUGUCUUCUAUCACAUAUAAACACAGUAACACGUUCAAUUAUUUGAAAUAUGCUUGGGUUAAAGAAUAAUACGUAAAAAAGUACCGCUAAAAGUGCUAAUUAAAAAAAAAAAAAAAGCAUUAUCAAUGACAAAAGAAAUUAAAA